GGCUUUAUAUAAGAGGCGCGUAGGCCAUCGCAAGUUCAGAGUCAAAGUGAAGAGACCAAGAAGAGACUGUGAUGGCUCGUUUAAUCUGGCUGCUGUUGGGCCUCGUCGCCGUUCUCCAGGUGGCCCAGGCCGACCCCCUGACCAACCAAACUACUCAGGUGGCCCAAGUCGGCACCCUGGCCAACCAAACUAAAGAGUCUCCACCUCACUGUGCCGCUGUGAAUAGAACCAUAAAUUUGGAAACGCUAGCCAACGGCAAAAAGUACUUUUUCUCCCGUUGGUAUGUAUUGACCUUUGACCUCGCGAUCGCAGGUUGCAAGGAAUUUGGUCUGCACCUGGCUCACCCGAAGAACCAGGCCGAUCUGGACGCGCUGCACAAGAGGGCAGAUUAUUACGACGAGCAUUGGUGGUUCUAUGGGGCGAGAAACUUUGCCGAGCCGGGUGAGGCGUUCGACUACCGUUGGGAGGACGGAACCAAACUUGAGGAAAACAGUCCGUUGUGGGGCGAAGGCGCCGACCUGAGUCGCGGCUGCGUCGACCUUUGGAUCAGGGUGGACUCGAAACUGCGCACCAGCGACUGCACUCGCCCCCAAUUCUUCGUCUGCGAGGUGCCCGCCGAAUGCUACUAAGAUUUAUGUAGUCGACUUCUUUAAUUGAUCUGAUCAUAUCAGAAUACUCAUGCAAAAUUUAAAAGAAAUAAAAAAGAAAUGGUGAAU
This is a messenger RNA of Neocloeon triangulifer, 716 nucleotides long. RefSeq lists its product as uncharacterized. The record is from RefSeq and is a predicted model, not a curated record. The transcript has 6 exons. The coding region runs from base 72 to 629 and encodes 185 amino acids. Lineage: Eukaryota; Metazoa; Arthropoda; Insecta; Ephemeroptera; Baetidae.